Molecule: messenger RNA, 5163 nt
Organism: Harpegnathos saltator (Jerdon's jumping ant)
Lineage: Eukaryota; Metazoa; Arthropoda; Insecta; Hymenoptera; Formicidae
Gene: zfh1
Product: Zn finger homeodomain 1
Exons: 10
Coding region: 861-3173 (770 amino acids)
Biological process (GO): anatomical structure development; regulation of transcription by RNA polymerase II
Molecular function (GO): RNA polymerase II cis-regulatory region sequence-specific DNA binding; DNA-binding transcription factor activity, RNA polymerase II-specific
Source: RefSeq, a predicted model, not a curated record
UCUCUCUCUCUCUCCUCUACGGUCAACCCUGUCUUUCUUCUCUGCGUUUCGUCCGCGCCUCCAUCCGCUCGCUUUACACGCGUCUCGGCUCUCGGCUCCGACCGCGGGAGGAGCAUAACGAUAUUCCGCUGACAGCGGCGCGGCGGUCUGAAGUUGUCCGCGCGCGAGAGGCGACGACGCCGCGGUUGGUUCGCGACGCGCGCGCUUUUAAUGUCCGUCGACGGUGCCGGUCGCACCGCGUUCUCGUGCCUCGUCGUGCCCGACGUAGCCUCGAGUUGGCGCCGCGACGUCCGUCCUCGUCGCCGCCGUCGCCGUCGUCAUCGUCGUCAUCAUCAUCAUCAUCAUCAUCAUCAUCAUCAUCAUCACGUCGGCGUCAUCAUCGCGACAGCUGCGUCGCCGUCGUGCCAUUGUAGCCGCAUCGCGACGAUGAAAUGAGUCGUCGUUCGUUUCGAUCGCAUCGACACGCGAUUGAUCGCAGUGGUGCUGAAAUAGUGGGCACGGCGAAGGGAGGAUAGAUCGCCGGAUGACAAAACAGUGAUAACGGGACGUUCGCAUGCGCGUCGUCCGCGCGGCUGAGGUAAUCGCAAGAGAGCAACGCUUCGAAUAAAGGAGAAAGAGAGCCGGACAAGAGGAGAGAGAGAAACAAGUGAGGACGCAAGAGUUGACAGGCAUGAUGCGCCGCUGUGCCUUAGAACGUCAAUGGACGACGAACUCGUGAGGCGAGGAUCGAGCUGACGCCCCCCUCCCUGUGAACGGAACCUGGCUGCGACGUCGAGGAGCCGAAGCUGGAGGAAGAGGUGGAGGGGGAGGAGGAGGAGCCGCCGGACGUAACCCUCGUCGAGGCACCGGCUCGCGCGAAUAUGAGCAUGACUCUCGUUCGAAAUUCGUUCAAAGCUCGUCUUGGAUGUACGGAGACCGCAGACACUCGGAUUGGCUCCAUCGUUUCGAGCUGCAGCGAGGACGACGCAGGUGUCGUGGAUGCGGAGGUAGGCGGAGGUUGUGCGGGUGGAGCACCAACCGGAGGAGGUGGAAGUAUUGCCGGUGAUGGAGGUGGUGGUGGUGGUGGUGGUGGUGGUGGCGGUGGCGGUAGUGGUGGCGGCGGCUGCGGUGGAGGUGGCUGCGGAGGGCGAGGAGCUGGUGAGGGUGGUUCAGCGAAGCAGCAGCAGCAGCAACAACAGCAGCAGCAGCAGCAGCAGCACCAACAGGGUGGCGAAAGGUGCUCUCAGUGCGGCAUCCUCUGUCGGGACGUCCAUGUCCUGCAGCUUCAUCUCGAGGACGCGCACAAAACAUCCUAUCCCAUUGAUAAGCACGAUCUCAACGCCCAGUUCUCCCAAGUGUCUUGCAAGGUGUGUAGCAAAACUUUCGCUAACGUCUAUCGACUACAGAGGCAUAUGAUCAGUCAUGAUGAAAGUGCCGUUCUGCGAAAGUUCAAAUGUCCUCAUUGCGAGAAGGCCUUCAAGUUCAAGCAUCAUCUUAAAGAGCAUCUGCGCAUUCACAGCGGAGAAAAGCCAUUCCAGUGCAACAAUUGCGGCAAGCGUUUCUCUCAUUCUGGAUCGUACUCGAGCCAUAUGACGGCGAAGAAAUGCUUGAUAAUGAAUCUGAAGAAGUCCAGGCAGAAUACCAUAAGCAACGUCGAUCGGGGACCGAAGAAAGCGCAUCAGCCGUUGUCAGGACGACGCGACGUUGAUCCGCUUGCCAAUAAUAACACGUUCCUUCCGAUUCUGCCGAAGCUGUCACCUUCAGAAUAUCAAGAUAUGCAAAGGGAGGGUACAGGUGUCUACGACAUGCCGCCGUCCUUGCUACCCUCGAUGAUCGGUUUGGGAAGUUAUUUUCUGCAGACUUCACUGGGUAAACUCUUACAUCACUUGCAUACUAAGCGAAUCGAUGAGCUUACUGAACAUUUCGAGACGCAUCGGGAAGUAAUGAGUCCAUCAACAGCGGACUCUGAGGGAACGGAAGGCACAGAGGGCAAAGAGUCUCCCGCGCCAGCUGACUCUCAGGGUCUUGACGCUGUCCGGCGAAUUUUAGAGACCGUGAAUACUUCCGUCACGAAGCAGUUACUGGAAGCGAAUGUGCGGAAGCUCUCCACGUCUCCAGCUAUAACGAAACGAGAGUUUGAGGAGGAUUAUCAAGAUCAAGAUAGUGAGAUGUCCAGUGAGAUGACACAUUGUCCGGACUGGGCUGCGACGGAUCAAUAUGAUUCACAGAGUGAAGGUUUAGCCGCAAAGCUCGAGAACGUCAAUCAACCAACGUCGAGAUCAACCUACAAGAGAAAAAGGGAGGACAGUUCUGAGGCGGAUUCAGAGGAUGAGGAUGAAGGGAAUCAAACUCACAACGACAAUGGCAGGCGGGUGAGAGCUAGAUCACUCAUAGAUGAUGAACAGUUGGCUGUUCUGAAGGGUUACUAUGCUAUUAACCCGCGUCCUAAGAAGGAGGAGAUCAAUAUGAUCGCCGAUUACAUUAAGUUUCCUACCCGUGUUGUACAGGUUUGGUUUCAAAAUUCUCGAGCCAGGGAUCGAAGGGAAUCGAAGGGAAUGCCAGGUCUGGUACCUUUGACACUACCAAGAAAUCAGGCUGUAAUCGAGCAACCCUUGGAUCUCUCUAAAAAGGAAGCGCUUGCUAUGUCGACAACCAAAGAAAGCGAUACGUCGAGUAGAAAUACUUCAUCUCCCUGCGAGCAGAAGGAUGAUAAUAAUCCAGCCCCGAACGUCGACAACGAUGAUCUCGAGGAUUCACCUCUCGUCAUAGAUGAAGAAACUACUACUGACCCUGUUGAAGUCAAGCGUAUACCACCAACUGGAGAGAUAAUUGCGAAGAGCCAAAAUCAAGUGAACGCGAAAGGCGAAAGUGAGGUUAUACCUCAACCAGAAGUAACCCCCAUAGCAACGGAAACCGAGCAGGGUCUUUAUUUCUGUGAUCGGUGCGACAAAACAUUUUCCAAACACAGUUCCCUCGCGAGACACAAGUAUGAACAUUCCGGGCAAAGGCCGUACAAAUGCGUGGAGUGUCCCAGAGCGUUCAAGCACAAGCAUCAUCUGACUGAACAUAAACGGCUGCACAGUGGCGAAAAGCCCUUCCAGUGCUCCAAGUGCCUCAAGCGCUUCUCUCACUCCGGCUCCUAUAGCCAGCACAUGAAUCAUCGUUACUCUUACUGCAAGCCCUACAGAGAAUAGGAGUACUUCGCCUGCUCACUCAAGGCUCGCUCGCUUACCUAGGUAGUCUUUUCUCCUUACAUCUAGGAUUUCCCUCUUUUACGCGUAAGUUUUUCCUCCAAAAUUUCCGAGAAGGAAAUCCACGAUUUCACUUUGCGAAAAAGUGAAAACACAAGGAAAUGCUAGAACGCCUUUCUAUCUUCCACUCGGCACGAACUUUAAGAAAAAGAUACCGCGACGUUUCGCGGAGCUAUAAGUAUAGUAUACAUAAGAUACUGCGACAUCACAUAACGAAAUCGUGGCGUUAUAUAUUGGGCCAGUUCGUACUUCGAAGAAGGAAAGGAGGAUGUGGAUUAAUAAUUCGGAGAAUGCGAUUCAAAGAAUCGGGAAUUAAGUUCUGAGUCGCAAGUUAAAACUCGCGAGAUCACAAAGAUUUAAUAAUGCGUAUAGAGUAAGAUAUCGAUAUCGAUUACGAAUAAAUAAUCGAUUCGAAAUCUCGCGAGUAUAUAUGGGGGUGAUAAAUCGCGUAUUAAGACAAAUGUCGUUGUAUCUCGUCUGGAUUAGCUUUAGAUUUUAUUAAUCUUCUAUUCUACGUCGUGAAGAAAGGGGAAAGAAACAACUAGUUAAUGCGAACGAAAGAAAACUAUUCGCGGUAAGCGUAAGUUGACAAAUAAACCAAACACGUGUAACGGUACCAAAAAUGCAUAAUGCAAUAAUCUAUAUAUAAUAUAUAAUAUACAUAAUAUUUUAGUAUUUUUAUUAACAAGAUACUAUAUAUACCAUGACAAUAAUAAGGAACUAAUUAAUGUACAAAUUUGUUAGCCACGUCCGCAUGAGGAGAGAGCGCGAUGUCCAUUCUCAAUGUUCGCGUGUAAGUAGCAUACAAACCUCAAUAAUAUACGAAGCCAGAUUUGACGAUUGGAAAACGCAUGACGUGAUAUAUACUCGGUGAAUUCGUUUCAUGAAAAGACGGUGCUUGGUAUCUCGACAAAUAACUUUACAUCUCAGGUUCCAAUGAUAUAAUUCAAAUAUAAGAAUGGAGAUCGCGCACGCGCGCAGUGUAAAACGAGCGCUCGUUCUACACGGGUAAAAAUGGAUAUAUUGAGUUUACCGAAUCAAAUAUGUCUGGACUCAGCUGUUAAUUGAGCUUAACGUUAAAAAAGGAAGGAAACAGUCGGAUGUAAAACGGGGAGUAGAAUCUCAUGUUCCGCCUCCUUAAAAUGGAUAACUUCACACGACAAAGGGCUAUAUAGUAAUUAUUAUAUAUUAUUAUAUAUAUAUGUAUAGACUGGGAGAGACAGAGAGAGAGAGAGAGAGAAAGAGAGAGCGAAAGAGAGAGAGAAUGUGAAAAUUUUAAGGGCCAUGCGGGUCGGUGAUUGAUGUCAUGCGAGCGACUUUUUUUUACUAUUGUACUUACAAGUUGACAAGUUGAUAACGCAUUAUUCCUAUAAAUAUAACGACUACCGUUCAAAACUACACAAACGCAUAGUACAUAGAAAGUGCGCUAUACAUUCCGCGAAUAUUCGUUUUCUGUUUUCUAUUUUCUCCUUUUCUUUUUCUGGGCCUCAUUUACCGUUUUUUUCUUGCAACGAAUAACACCGCAUGACACGUAAUUUUAUCAUAAUCCUUCCGGCUUUUGUGAAAACGGUCACUGAUUUUUUCCCGUGACGCGUUCGUUUUACGUGGCGGAGCGUAGAUUCGAUGGAAUACGAAUAACACGAAGUUCCGAAAAACAUAAAAGAUAUCUAAAAAUUCGUCCGAAGAGAAUAUCGUUUAGAAUAUCUUUUAGACGCGUUUCUUCCGAUCAUUCGUGUUGUUCGAAAAAGUGCGCGACGACGAAUGAGAAACAUGUAAUAAAACCUCGCAAUAAUCUCUUCACCGAAAUCCGAGGCCCGAAUACACAGUAAACGUCUAAGUAUGAUAUUAAAUGCUUCCAAACACAUACUAUUAUAAAAUUAUUAUAUUACGACGUUUAUAUGAUUUUAUUUGUUCGGACGCGUAGGGGUAAGAA